AUGUAUACUCCCACCACUCUUACUUCUCUCUUCACCCUCAUCCCUCUCGCUCUUGCCCUCCCUCUCGAGCAACGAGACACCCAAGUGUUCAACAUCACCUUGCUCUCCGCCACAGUCCCAGAGGGAGGCCCCUACGGCUCGGGCCCGAUCGACUCCCACAUCAGCGUUUCGCUCGCAUACGAGGACGCCACUGGCGCGGCUCAAAGCACGACCUGCAGCUACGACUGGCCGGCUAGCAUCGCCCCCGGACCUACAGACUGGACCGCUUGCGCCGAUGACACUAUGACGUGGCGGCUGCCGGCGGACGGAUGGACCAGCACGGCGGACUACCUCGUCGAGUUUUACAAGCAGACGACGCUUGAAGGCGCCGGCCUGGAUGCCUCGCACUAUCUUACUAUGAACCCUGGCCAGACCAGCGACCCGAACGCGUACCUGAGCUGUCUGCAGAUGGGCAAGACCGCGCCGUUGACGUGCGAGUUGGAUGGCCCGCUCAGCGCUCAGACGGGACCUGUUGUGAUGUCCGCCAGCGAAGAGACCGCGAGGGCGGAGUAG
Anthostomella pinea is the source of this 552-nucleotide messenger RNA. The record is from the annotation of a GenBank genome assembly. NCBI's taxonomy places the organism in Eukaryota, Fungi, Ascomycota, Sordariomycetes, Xylariales, Xylariaceae.